Messenger RNA from Orussus abietinus, 2025 nucleotides. It is a transcript of the gene GatB, whose product is annotated as glutamyl-tRNA(Gln) amidotransferase subunit B, mitochondrial. Gene Ontology annotation, biological process: mitochondrial translation; glutaminyl-tRNAGln biosynthesis via transamidation. Gene Ontology annotation, molecular function: glutaminyl-tRNA synthase (glutamine-hydrolyzing) activity. The transcript has 10 exons. Lineage: Eukaryota; Metazoa; Arthropoda; Insecta; Hymenoptera; Orussidae. Bases 49 to 1677 code for a protein of 542 amino acids. The record is from RefSeq and is a predicted model, not a curated record.
CUCAUCUCUGUUUAAAACUAUGAUCAAAGUGUUUUGAUAAUUACCGAAAUGAUGAAUUUUAUGAACAAAAAUCCGGUCAUAAAAUUGAGGCAAAAUUCAUGGACGGAUUCCUUUAAAAAGUGGGAUAAGCGUAUAGAAUCUAGGAGCGUGCCCUUUGCAACGACAACAUCGAAACAUCCAAAAACUUCACUUAAGUGGAACUCUGUCGUCGGACUGGAAAUUCAUGCACAAAUAUUAUCCCAGUCAAAAUUAUUCUCAGGAGCUGAAACUUCUUUUCUUAGUCCGGUCAAUACGAAUGUCGCGCUUUUUGAUUGUGCUAUUCCUGGGACUUUACCUGUUUUGAAUAAGCGAUGCGUAGAAGCUGGAGUCAUCACGGCACUAGCUCUUUCUUGCAAACUCAAUCAUACUUCCACAUUUGAUAGAAAGCAUUAUUUUUAUGCAGAUCUACCGGCAGGUUACCAAAUUACCCAGCAACGUCAACCUUUAGCUCAAGAUGGAACAUUUAGUUUUUUUGUGUAUACACCUGGUGUACAUAAAAAACCAUACAGAAAGUCAUCAAAACUGAAACAGCUUCAAUUAGAACAGGACAGUGGUAAAAGUUUACACGAUGAAGAUGCAAAAAUAAGUUUAAUUGAUUUGAACCGUGCUGGAAUACCAUUGAUGGAAUUAGUAUUUGAACCUGAUCUGUCAGAUGGAGAAGAAGCUGCUGCUCUUGUUAAAGAACUUGCUCUUAUUUUACAAACAUUAGGAACGUGUUCAUCUAAGAUGGAAGAAGGAGCGCUCCGUGUUGAUGCCAAUGUCUCGGUAAAUAAAUUGGAUGAGCCUUUAGGAGUUCGCACAGAGAUAAAAAAUAUUGGCAGCGCGCGCGCUGUUGCAACAGCUGUACAAUUUGAAAUAAAAAGACAAAUAUCAGAACUAGAAAAGGGACAUGAAAUUGUAAAUGAAACUCGCUCAUGGGAUGCUGUGCAUAACAUAACUGUUUCAAUGAGAGAUAAAGAGGAAAAACAAGAUUACAGAUUUAUGCCUGAACCCAAUUUGCCUCCCCUUCGUCUUCACUUUGGCAAGAAAGAAGAAAAUAAUUUAAAUCUAAUUGAUGUAAAUUUACUGAGAACACAGAUUCCAGAAUUGCCAGAGCAGACAAGAACUCGGUUGAUAGAACAGUAUGGCCUCACUUUUGAAAAAGCUAACAUUUUAACGAACAACACAGUUUUGCUGCAAAUGUUCCAUGAUAUUUUAAAUGAAAAGAAUACUCGAGAUCCAAUGGUUGUCACAAAUAUUUUACUUAACGAGAUGUUAACUGUGGUCAAUAAAAAUAACAUGGAGCUUGAAUCCUGUGUUCUAACACAUCGACACAUUGGUGAGGCAAUCGAUUUGCUGCACGAGAGGAUAAUUAAUAACCUCAUAAUGAGGAAGAUAUUCAAAGAAUUGGUUUCUCGCCCUAACUGUUCGACGAUGCAGAUCGUCGAGGAAAACAAUUGGUUUCAAAUAACGGAUAAAGUUGAACUGAAGCAGCUGUGUCAGGAGGUUCUUGAUGGAAAUCCAGAUAUUGUUAAAAAAUACAAAAAAGGAAAGAUAAAAGUUUUCGGUGCAUUAAUUGGACAAGUCGGUAAAAGAACUGACUUCAGAGCUGACUUGUCGAGCGCUGAGAAGAUUCUGAAAGAAAUGCUAAGUACCUAGUGAUGAUUUUGAAAGCAACCAGAGAAGCGGCAAGACAUACUCAACAGUAGUUGGACACAAUCAUUAGAAAAAUAAUUGUAAAAAAUCCUUACAAAACGACUGACUUUUUAAAAAAUAAUCACUAGUCCUUUUAAUUGUAUUAUUUAUUGACGAAUAAUUAUCAUAACGUUUAAGUACGUGCUCAAGAUCAUGUAGACCCACUGGAUUGAGUAUAACUCGCAUACGAUACUUCUAACAAAUUUAAGAACAUGAAAUAUAAAUCGUAUGUCCAGAUUUUAAUUGCAUUAUUGUUUAUGAUAGUCACAAGUACAAAAUCAAGUAGGAAAUAAAUAUUUGUGGUACAUCGAA